Molecule: messenger RNA, 1258 nt
Organism: Lycium ferocissimum
Lineage: Eukaryota; Viridiplantae; Streptophyta; Magnoliopsida; Solanales; Solanaceae
Product: peroxidase 27-like
Exons: 4
Coding region: 63-1040 (325 amino acids)
Biological process (GO): response to oxidative stress; hydrogen peroxide catabolic process
Cellular component (GO): plasmodesma; plant-type cell wall
Molecular function (GO): heme binding; peroxidase activity
Source: RefSeq, a predicted model, not a curated record
CAUCAAAUCAGAAAGAAACAAAUUACUUCAAUUUAAUUUCUCUGUUUCUAAUAUUUCCAACAAUGGCUUUCCCAAGACUAAUUUUCCAGUUGUUGUUUGUAAUUGUUCUUGCAUUUGGCCUUUGUAAUGCACAAGACUUGAAACUUGGCUACUAUGGUAAAACAUGCCCAGGAGCUGAGGCUAUUGUGAAAAAGACAACUUCACAUUACAUCUCAAGAGCACCAACUCUAGCUGCUCCUUUGCUUAGGAUGCAUUUCCAUGAUUGCUUUGUUAGGGGAUGUGAUGGAUCUAUAUUGCUAAACUCAACCAAGAACAAUCAAGCAGAGAGAGAUGCCAUUCCAAAUCAAUCCCUUAGAGGAUUCCAAGUGAUUGAUGCUGCAAAAUCUGAAUUAGAACACAAGUGUCCUGGUGUGGUUUCUUGUGCUGAUAUUCUAGCCUUAGUUGCUAGGGAUGCAGUAUCUAUGAUUAAAGGACCAUAUUGGAAAGUUCCUUUGGGAAGAAGAGAUGGAAGAGUGUCAAUCAUGUUGGAAGGACUCACCAAUUUACCAGCUCCUUUUGCAAAUAUUACUUCCCUUAAAGCUCAGUUUGCCUCUCUUGGUCUGAAUGCAAAAGAUUUAGUUGUUCUAUCAGGAGGGCAUACCAUUGGAAAUGCACAUUGCUUUGCCUUCACAAACCGAAUGUACAACUUUACAGGCAAAGGUGACACUGACCCAACAAUGGAUCCUAACUACAUUGCUCGUUUAAAAAGCAAAUGCACCUCAGUUAACGACGUGACAACAAUUGUGGAAAUGGAUCCAGGAAGUUUCAAGACAUUUGAUGGAAGUUAUUACACUUAUGUAGCCAAAAGGAGAGGACUUUUACAAUCUGAUGCUGCUCUUCUUGAUGACAAAGAGACUAAAGCUUAUGUCAAAUUACAAGCUUUGUCACAUGGAUCAACUUUUUUCAAAGAUUUUGCUGAAUCAAUGGAGAAAAUGGGAAAGAUUGGAGUCUUAACUGGUAAAGCCGGUGAAAUUAGGAAACGUUGUGGUUUUGUAAAUUAAUUCAUUUAACUUAAAGCGCAAUUAGCUCUUCAUGUUUUUCUUUUUCUUUUUUGCUUUACCUUGUUGAUUUUUUGUUUUUGUUUUAGUUAUUUGGUCUACCUUCAUAGCUAAUAUUCUUAUCUUUUGAUUAUUUAUAUGUUCUCUUAUUAGAAAUAAUAAUGGUUGUGGUUGACUUAUAAAUUGUUUUGCCCUAUUAAAGUUUUUUUCCUUCCAAAUAU